AUGCCCAAAGGAAUUAAGGGUGCAUGGCGCAUGGAAAGGCGCGGAGGACAGGGCGCACAACAAGAGCUGGACUGCGAGCUGGGAGCCGGGUGGGCCCGGUCAGCAGCAGCAAGAGGACGAGGGAUGCACGAGUGGUCCCGCACAGGAGGACGCGGCUCACCCGGGGGCGCAGCGGACAAAAAGCAAGGCACGGCGGAGGAGGCGCGCUGCGGAGGUGAACCCCCUCUCCCAAGCGAUGGAAAGGCACAGGUGUUCACGAACUAG
Messenger RNA from Knipowitschia caucasica, 264 nucleotides. Lineage: Eukaryota; Metazoa; Chordata; Actinopteri; Gobiiformes; Gobiidae. The record is from the annotation of a GenBank genome assembly.